ACCCAAACUCAGUGCCCUGGCCUUUGACAGCCGCCCGUUAAGUCUACAGCUAUAAUGGAUAAGCUACAGACAUUUGAAAUGAAACCAAUUUGAACAUUGGCGUUUCAACGCUAUUACUGUAGGGAAAUUAUAUUGUAUGAAGCGAAGUCAAGUGUAGACUGGGCGUUGUAACUCACAGAAGUUAGCUACUUAGACCAGAGCAGAAAAUAACCAACUAGACCAGACGCUACAAUAGUGCUAGCAGAUGUCUGAUCAGUUGACAUCCGGCUAUACUGUAGUAGUCAGAUGAUCACUUAGCAUUUCCUCAUCAAUACCGGUGAUAUUGCUGCUUUCAUAGGAACGUAGCGGUAGCUAGAUAGCCAGCCAGCUAAGUAUCUUCUUUGCUGCGGUUGUCAUUUCUGUGCAACUAACUAGCUUAGCAUACCAUACUUAGCUAGUCGUCUAUCGUUCAUCACAGUCUCGCUAAGCAGCCUGCAGAAGUACUGUCAAAAAUGGCUGGAGACCUUCAAGCGAAAUACAGCAAGUUGGCCCAGGAGUAUUCCAAGCUCAGGGCCCAGAACCAGGUCCUGAAGAAGGCUGUGGUGGAUGAACAGGCCAGCUCCACGGCUCUAAAGGACCAGGUGAAGCAGAGGGAGCAGAGCCUCAGGAAGGCGGAGCAGGAGAUGGACAGUCUGAGCUUCAGGAACCAGCAGUUGACCAGGAGGGUGGAGCUGCUACAGGAGGAGCUGUCUGUUGGCGAGGCCCGGGGGGGGGGCAGGAAGACCAAGCAGGGUAAAGGAGACUCUCCUUCCCAGCAGGGUCAAACCCAGAGUGUGUUUGAUGAAGACCUGCAGAAGAAGAUCGAGGAGAACGAGAGACUGCACAUUCAGUUCUACGAGGCGGGGGAGCAGCACCGGCAUCAGCUGGCCCAGCUGGAGGCGCUUGUGGAGGAGCUGCAGCAGGAGCGUGAGCGGGCGGAGGCCCAGCUGGAAGGGCUCAGUGCCAGGUGUGCCCUUGGAGAAGACCGGCUGGCCCAGGAGACCGCACGCCUGGAGCUCAGGGCUCACAACCUGGAGAGAGAGGCCCGGGAGUGCAGGGCCCGGGCGGAGGAGUGCCAGCAGCAGCUGAGUGGGUGCCAGGUGGAGCUGAGCAGACAGGUGCAGGAGAACAGCAGUGUGAUCCAGGAGAAGGUGCCCUUCAACGACACCCAGUAUCAUCACUUCAACAGUUUAAAUGUUCCUCCACACAACCGGCGGCACCAGUUAAAGGCGAGGGAUGUGGCUGGUCAGGCUUUGUUGCUGGUCAAGGACCUGGUUGCUGCUCUGCUGAACUUCCACUCCUACACCGAGCAGAGACUGCACAUCUAUCCCCUGGACUCCUCCAUCCAGCCCAUCUCCCCACUCAACCAGAGGUUCUCCCUGUACCUGCAUGAGAACGCGGCGUAUGUACGCCCCCUAGAGGACGGACUGCUGCAACUGCACCACAGCAUCACAGAGGACACGGUCACUGUACUGGAAACUGUGGGGAAGCUGAAGGAAUUUGCAGAUCACUUCUCAUCAUACACACACUUCCUCCAGAAGAUUCUACCUUACCAGCUCAAGAGCCUGCAGGAGGAAUGUGAGGUGUCUCUGUGUCCUCCAGCUCUCUCCUCUAAGAACCAGGAUCUGCAGAGAGACCUGACCAGGGUCACGGCCAUCUUCCUGAAGCUGCAGAGCUACAUCACCCUGCUGGCCCUGCCCUCUCAGAGGGAGCAGGCCGUGCCUCAGAGCAGCUGUUCUGCAGCGUUCACUCAACUGGCGGCUGCUCUGCACAGUCUCCAUGACGCCCUCCAGGAACUUUCUCAGCACUACAGUCAGAAGGCCAGUCUGGAAGAGGGUCUUCCCAGCGUCUCCCAGAAGCUGCGAACCACCUCAGAGUGUCUCCUCUCCUCCCUGUCCUCCCUCACCAUCACCUCCUCCAAGGUGGCGACCUUCUUCAGUAACAACCUGGACUUCUUCACGGCGUCUCCAGGGUACGGGCCAAAGGGUGGUGCGUGCACCCUCAGCCCCCUGCAGGCAGAGAGCAUGCUGGGAAACAAGAGGAGGGCAGCCGCUUACAUGUUGACCAUCAGGAAGCCUAGGCCAGAGUCUGUGCCGUACAAGGAGGCUCUGUCCAACCGCCACAUCCUGACCUCCUCCACAGAGAGCAGGGAGGGUCUCACACAGCAGGUGCAUCAGGGCCAGGAGAAGAUAGCUCGUCUGGAGCAGGAGAAGGAGCACUGGCUCCUGGAGGCCCAGCUGGGCCGGGUGAGGCUGGAGAAAGAGAACCAGCGCAUCUCAGAGCUGCAGGCCCAGCUCUGCUCCGCCCUGGGGGGCCCUGCCUCCGGGCCCCCCGGAACCCCCGGCCUGGGACGCCAGGAGGAGGAGGAGCAGGAGGAGAAGGGAGCAGGGAGGGAAGCCACGCUCUCCACCAGUCUUCAGGUUGGCAUGCUGACCACUACGCCCAUAAACGAUGAGGUCGGGGAUGAGGCCAGCAGAGAGCAGCUGAUUAAGAGCCACUACAUGGUGAGGGUGUCAGAGCUGACCUCACAGCUGCAGCUGUCAGACAGCAAGGCUGUCCACCUCCAUGCUGAGUGCCGGGCCCUUGCCAAGCGUCUGGCCAUCGCAGAGAAGACACGGGAGGCCCUGGCGGAGGAGGUCCGACUGGCCAAUCAGAACAUCACACGGCUGCAGGAUGAGCUGUCCACCACCAAGCGCAGCUACGAGGAGCAGCUGAGCAUGAUGAGCGACCAUCUGUGCAGCAUGAACGAGACGCUUAGCAAGCAGAGGGAAGAGAUCGACACGCUCAAACUGGGGAACAAGGGAAGCACCAAGAAGAACAAGGGCCGCUAGGACCAGACUCCUCCUGCUGCUCCCCCUCUUCCUCCUGCUUUUCCUCCUGCUCCAGACCUGCACCUCCUUAGGCUGAACCAUGGAGACUCUUUCUCCUGCUCCUCCUCCUCCACUGGACGAAUUCCAGAGACCCUGCAAACCGCUCCUCUCUCUGCCAGACCGGGGCAAUCGAGGACAUUGGAGCAGUUUGUCAUCCAUGCUUCGAAAUAUAGUAGGGAGGGAGAGGGGUGGAGGGAGCAGAGAAAAGAAGGGAAGUAAGAAUGAAGUGAGGGAGGGAGGGAGAAAUGGAGAGAGGUAUUGGAUAAGUGAAGAUGGAAUAGCAGGGCUAGUGGGGCUAGGGUUACUCACUAGUCAAGCUGUAAAGAUCACAUUCUUAGAGUUACUGAGGGUUUAUGCAAAUGUACGCGUGUGUGUGUGUAGGAAGGACUGAGGAAUCGAUGGAAACAGUGAUUUCACUUUUGUUUCUGGGUGGGAGGAGGAGAAUGUAUGUGGACCUGUAUGAGUGGGUGGUCACUGCUAGAGAAUGUGUUGGUCGGUCCAGUGUGACUGGGUGGGGCACAGAACUGUGAUAAUAGCAUUUCUGUUUUACACUGACUGUUUUUUUACCGAUGGAAUGGGAAGCCGUCUGGGCUAGGGACCUAUGUACCUGACCUGGCCCAACAGUCCGAGUGUGUGAAUCAACGUAUAUUAAUUGAGCAUAGAGCUAACAGACAGCAGGACAAGUUAGCUUACAGCAGGUGGUGUCUUCCUGCCGCAGAGACGAGUCUGCCUCUGUAUGUGAUGUUUUAACACCAAAGUGUGUGUGUGUACACUAACAGCAAUGCCAUGUGUACAUUCUCCAAACUUGUACUCGAUCAUGAAUGGAUGUAAAAUGUGUCCAUGUGAAUAUAUAUUCAUGAAAUCAUGUUAUA
Hypomesus transpacificus is the source of this 3760-nucleotide messenger RNA. RefSeq names its product protein phosphatase 1, regulatory subunit 21 (gene ppp1r21). Gene Ontology annotation, cellular component: early endosome; membrane. Lineage: Eukaryota; Metazoa; Chordata; Actinopteri; Osmeriformes; Osmeridae. The transcript has 21 exons. Bases 492 to 2849 code for a protein of 785 amino acids. The record is from RefSeq and is a predicted model, not a curated record.